Physella acuta is the source of this 2672-nucleotide messenger RNA. RefSeq lists its product as uncharacterized. Lineage: Eukaryota; Metazoa; Mollusca; Gastropoda; Physidae. The record is from RefSeq and is a predicted model, not a curated record.
AUGAAACGUGGCACGUGCUCCGACCAGCAAACCUCGCUCUGUUACUGCCAAUCCUUCCAGGACAACGUCUACACCUUUGUCUACAACGGAACGGCGACCACGCCCUUCUCUAGGGCUGAUGUACGCCUCACAUGGCGCGACAACUCACCUACACCUUUUUCUACCUCCUCUAAACAGUUGCCUCUCAUCAAAAACAAAUGCCAGAUAUUGGCAGUGAAUUACCUGCCGCAGGCAACCAACCAGCAAUGCCUGAUCACAGGGGCUGACUCCCUGCUAUACAGGGGAACACUCGACGCAUCUGACUACACCGUCGACGCCACGUCGCAGACGCUUCAGUUCCAAAUGAAGUACUACGACUCUGACAUCUACGAAGUUAUGUGCACGGUCAAUGUUCUCUCAGACGGAUGCUCCGCCCCCUCCACCCAACCCUGCUACUGUGAGAGCCUUGUGGACAACGUCUACACCGUCGUCUACCAGCAGCAGGCCACGCCCACCUGCUCCAAGGCCCAGGUCCGUCUCGCCUGGACUGACUCCCUCGGGAGGAACAAAGUCAGUGACGUCAUUGUCAAUCCUUCCAUAAAAGAUAUCAGCUGUGACGUCAUCAACAUGUACCCGGUGACCGUGGCCGAGGAGGUCAUUACAAUCGUCGGCACCGUUGACGUCACGGGGCGGGCCGCCAAUGUCUGGCCGCGGAUAAUCAAUUUUGAACUCAAACAAGAAAACGCCUACAUGUUUGAGCCUUUCUGCACAGUGGACAUCGGACAAGAUGGUUGCCAGGCAACAAGCCCCGCCCAAUGUUUCUGCGAGAAGUUCCAGGCAGACGUCUACACCGUCAGGUACCAGAGCGCCGCUUCUGCCAAGUUUUCCAACGGUCAAGUUCGUCUGGCGUGGAGUGAUACAUCCUACAACACCCUCUACAGCGCCUCGCAGACUUUCUCUGAUGUUAAGGAGAUUAUCGCCCCUCUUAUGACUCUGGAGGCUAGUUUUGACAACAACGAGUGUAUCGUGGCUGAUCGGGACGUGUUCACCUUUAUUGGUGACAUGGACGUGACGGACACCAACACACCUUCACAAAUUGUCAAAUUUGAGGUCAAGUACGCCGGCUCGGACAAUUUUGAAACCGUGUGCAGCCUGGACAUGGCCUCCACAGAAUGCACUGACCAGCCUGACGUCAUGUGCCACUGCCAGUCCCAUGACAACAACGUCUACAGCUUCGUGUUUACGGGUGUGGCCGCUACAGUCUACAGCCAUGGCGAGGUCCGUCUAGCUUGGCAGGGCGUGUCAUCAGCUUUUCACUACAGCCCAAGUUCACAGUUUCCUGCAAUCAAAGAGUUCAAGUGUCAUGACCUGACCCUACAGUACCAGGCACCAGCAGAUUCAGACGACCAGUGCCUUGUCGCAGACACAAAUAACUUCAUGUACAUCGGAACUCUGGACAUCACCGGUUCCAGCAUUGACGACACCACCCAGACGGUCAACUUCCAGUUUAAACUGGCCGGUGCUGAAGACUUCCAGACGAUGUGCAGCGUGGAUCUGAUAACUGACCAGUGUCCAUCCGUCACGGACAAACCCUGCCUGUGUACGGGGUUCGACAACAACAUCUACAAUCUGGUGUACAGUGGUACAGCAACGGUCGACAUGUCUCAGGCGGAGGUUCGACUUGAGUGGCAGGAUCAUACCGACACCAAGUACAGCUCAAGUGUGACGUUCCCAGUUGUUAAAGUUGGCCAUUGUGAUCCCCUUGAAAUCACAUAUUUAUCCGUCAUACCGGAUUCCAUUUUCAACAUGGAGGGAUUCGCGGACGUCACAGACAAGGAUGAGAAUGAGUGGCCGAGGAUUUUCAGUUUUCAAAUCCGUGAAUGGGGCUAUGACGAUUUUCAAACGACCUGCACAGUUGAUGUACAGAACGAGGGAUGCCCCUCCCCCCCGGGCUACGACUGCUACUGCGACAGGUUUGAGGGGAAUGUGUACUACCUCUACUACAACGGCUACCCUCUGUCAACAUACUCGCAGGCCCCUGCUCGCUUGGCCUGGAGUGACAGUUCCUCCAAUGUCCUCUACAGCAGGGAGUCGAACUUCCCGUACUUUGAAAACUCAGGUUGCGAUAAGCUCAUCAGUUUGAAUGUCUUUAUCGUCACAGCUGUUGGCAUCAUUGUCUUUUAUAUUUAAAGCUUGAUUUCAAAAUUCUGGCAAAAUAGGUUUUAGCACUAUCUUGCAAAGCGUUUGUUUUUAUAUUAUAAGUAAACUUACUUAUGAAAUUGAGUUAUCUACUCAUUGAUGUAUGUUUAAUAUUACAAGUAAACUUACUUAUAUAAUUAUGUUUUGCUACUUUUUGAUGUUUGUUUAAAUUUGUCUUUAGAACAGUGGAAAUGUUUCUUUAAUACGCAAAGCACUUUGUGACAUCAAUGAAUUUAAGUGUCACAUGGAUCGUUACAACACCAAAUAAAUUGUUGGUUAAUUUUCAAACGAUGGAAUCUUGCUAGAGAGUACAACGAAACUUCAUGCAAGUUACAAGUAGUUUGAGUUAUAUUCUAGCAAGAAAAAUGUGUUGUUUGUGUAUGUUCAUGUUUUUACGGUUUUUCUCAGACACUUAAUAAUGUUAAAUCGUUAUUAAAAGAUGUUUUUUGAUUUCUAUGGAUGACUCGAAAAACCAGUAUUAAAAUCAUUUUAAA